This is a messenger RNA of Closterium sp. Naga37s-1, 1515 nucleotides long. Lineage: Eukaryota; Viridiplantae; Streptophyta; Zygnematophyceae; Desmidiales; Closteriaceae. The record is from the annotation of a GenBank genome assembly.
AUGUGCUCCCUGACCAGCCUUACUCUCGACGGCUGCGCUGCGUGGACGCUGCCCAAGGAUUUCGGGCAGCUGUCGAAUCUGUUGCGGCUGAAGCUGUCCUGCGAGCGACUGACUGCCCUGCCCAGAUCGUUCGGGCAGCUGGGGAAGCUACAGGAGCUGAGGCUCCAUGCCUGCUACGGGCUAGUCCAGCUGCCCGCGUCUUUUGCAAAUAUCUCUUCACUUGAAACCCUAGCCAUCUACGGGGCAACGUUGCUCACCUCCCUGCCGCCCUGCUUCAAGCAGCUCCCGCAGCUACGACUCGUGGAGAUGAUAAAUUGCGCCAUACCGAGACUGCCAGAUAGGAUCGGGCAGCUGCCGAAGCUGGAGGUUUUCAAGGUGGGAAGCACAGAAUCUUUCACGAGAAAUGACGCGGAGCCAGGGCAGCCCGCGUGGCCACCUCCCUCGGCGCUCACAGUGACCAUGCAGGAUGAAUCUGCCUCAAUGUUCAAGCUGAUGGACGAGCCGCUCCUAUUGGACCAGCUGGAUGAAAUGCUCUUGGGGCGCUGCCUGCUGCACUGCUUCCCAAUGUCCUUCACCCAGCUCACCAGCCUGCAGCAGCUAGUGAUGGACGGGUGUGACGCGCUGGAGGGCCUGCCUUUUGGGUUGGGCUACAUGGCUGGGCUGCAAGUGCUGCAAAUCAAAAACUGCCCGCAGCUGCGCUGCUUUAUGUCCCUCCUGCCCGCCCCUCCUCCUACUUCCACCUCCGCACGUCCAGCCCCUCCGCUCCCAAUGCUUCACAGCUUGGAAAUCUCCAUCUGCCCGACACGCUACCUGCCAGACUCAUUCCUCACCCUCUCGCGCCUCACCCAUCUCAACCUGCACCAGUUCAACUCUCUCCAGGCGCUAUUUGCGCCUCGCCCGCAUAGCGCCCAGGCUGCAACUAGCCUUGGAGAGCUGGACCCGGGCACGGAAGGCAAUCAGGUUUACGGUUUCCCGGUUGAUCCCCUACCUGGUCAACCAGCCAGAUUGGCGCUCCUCUCGUCUCUGCAGCACCUGGCUAUCGUGAAAUCGCGCCUGCCGUUGCUGCCGAGUAACCGCAGUGACCUCCGAAGCCUCAAAGUGCUCAUUCUUGAGAGGUGCAUUUGCAUGCCCUCCCUCCCCGACUCCUUACCUCACCUCUCCAACCUCGAAAAACUCGAUAUGAGCACCCUUCCUAGGCUAGCACGCCUGCCCAAGAAUCCCGGGCAGCUGAAGUCCCUGAAAGAGCUCACUGUGGAGGCGUGCAAUGUGCUGGUGGGGCUGCCAGCGUCCAUCGGUCUCUUCCGCCUGCGCCGCCUGCCAGAGUCCAUCUCUCGCCUCCCCGCCCUCGUGAUUCUCUCACUGGAAGAUUGUGAGGAGCUGCGGGCGCUGCCGGAAGGGCUGGCUGGUGUGGGGACUUUAAGGGAGGUGAUCGUGGGAGGGUGCGGCGGGCUCAAGCACGUGCCGCAGUCGCUGCUGGAUAGGCAGCAUGUGAUCGACCUGCAGGGCAUUAACUGA